AUGGGAUCAAGCAUGCCAAAAUGCUUUGGAAACAUUAAACAAUACCUGUUGAAUUCACAAGUUCUAACGGCACCAAUUAAAGGGAAGCCUUUAAUCCUAUACAUUGCAACAUUAGAACGCUCGUUGGGUGCAUUGCUCGCCCAACAGAACGAGGAUGGAAAGGAGAAUGCAGUAUAUUACUUGAGUAGAACUCUCGUAGGGGCAGAACAAAAUUACACCCCCACCGAAAAGGUCUGCCUCGCUUCGUUGUUUGCUGUCCAGAAACUACGACACUACAUCCUCUCUCAUAGAGUCAUUUUGAUUUCCAAGGCAGAUCCACUCCGAUAUUUAAUGUCCAAGCCUGUGCUCUCUAGGUGA
Molecule: messenger RNA, 357 nt
Organism: Prunus armeniaca (apricot)
Lineage: Eukaryota; Viridiplantae; Streptophyta; Magnoliopsida; Rosales; Rosaceae
Source: the annotation of a GenBank genome assembly